AUGCAGGCAGCCUACAGAGUUCUUAGGUACCUGAAGUCCUCACCAGACCAAGGAAUCCAUUUUAGCAGUGAAGCAGAAUUGAAGAUGACAACAUACAGUGAUUCUGAUUGGGCAAGUUGCCCUGACACAAGAAGGUCCAUUACUGGAUAUUGUACCAAGCUUGGCUCUUCUUUGGUGACUUGGAGAACUAAGAAACAGACCACAGUCUCAAGAUCAUCCUCAGAAGCAGAGUACAGGGCAUUGGCACAUCUAGUUUGUGAAGUUGAGUGGUUGAAAAGGCUGCUGUCAGAGCUGACCAUACAGGUACCUUUACCCAUAACAGUUUACUGUGAUAAUAGAUCUGCUAUUCAUAUAGCAGAGAACCCAGUGUUUCAUGAGAGAACAAAACACAUCGAGAUUGACAUGCAUGUUACAAGGGAAAGGGUAAAGGUUGGUUUGAUCAAGCUGCAGUACAUCAAUACUAAUGAGCAGUUAGCUGACAUCUUCACCAAAGGGCUGGAUCGAUUCAGGUUGAAUGAAUUAUUGGUCAAGUUGGGGAUCAGGUUGAUACCACCAACUUGA
Linum tenue is the source of this 561-nucleotide messenger RNA. The record is from the annotation of a GenBank genome assembly. NCBI's taxonomy places the organism in Eukaryota, Viridiplantae, Streptophyta, Magnoliopsida, Malpighiales, Linaceae.